Molecule: messenger RNA, 840 nt
Organism: Besnoitia besnoiti
Lineage: Eukaryota; Apicomplexa; Conoidasida; Eucoccidiorida; Sarcocystidae
Product: putative axonemal dynein light chain p33
Exons: 8
Coding region: 1-840 (279 amino acids)
Cellular component (GO): axoneme
Molecular function (GO): dynein heavy chain binding
Source: RefSeq, a predicted model, not a curated record
AUGGCGUCAACCCUAGUCUACGAUUCUCCGCCUCGGCCAACGCUGGUCCGGUACUGCCAGCCAGAGUCCUGCCCUGCACCAGUUAACGUACAGCUCCAACCACGGCGCAACGCCAGCUCCACGACUUAUCUGGAUCUUAGCGACGGCCCAGCAGGCGGAAGCCGAAUAGCUCGGCAGCUCGAGAAAACCUUCAAUGAAUCUCAUGAAGGAGGACCUUCUGUUGAUGCAGUCCUCGACACGCUCUUUCCUCCAUUAAGAUGGGUCGAGGGCGGCACUCUGUUUACUCAACACAUUAGCACGGCUCCGGCAGAUCGCCUGGACGUGUUGAAGACGCAGGAGGACUUGGACGAAGAACUUCUACGGAGGCGCGCCAGCGAAACCGGAAUUUGCCCCAUACGAUACGAACUCGUCCUCCAGUGCUUCGAUGAACUAAUUCGUCAUAUCGCCAUUCAGGGUCCAGAAAGAGCAUUGCUGCUGCUUAGACUGAAAGAAGAAGCGCGUAUGACGAUAGCUGCUUAUGAGGCACUUUCAGAAGCAUCCGUCAACUUCUCUUUACGCAAGCAACUCCAAAGCGAGUUUGCUGUCGGAGACCGUGAACAGCGCAUCGCAGCCCUUGAAGAGGAAAAUGCCCGUCUGCGUGCCAAAGCGGCUGGCCUCAAACGACAAGCGGAAGCCAUGGAAGCGCGAGAGUCUUCUAAACUUCAGGUGCUGCGAGCGAAGCAUCGCGCUGAGGUCGAGUUUCUCAACCAGCAACUCGCAUUCCAAGAGAAUGUCCUGCUCAGCACGCAGAGCAGCAGCGGCAAAUCCGCGGGUGGUUCUCCGCAGUAUCAGAGAAAAUGA